GAGACUUCAGAUUUUCUCUGCAAACUCUCAGAUUCACCUUUCAAGAAAAAAACAGAGAGAGAGAGAGAACAAAGAAGGAUGACGAAAAUUGACUCUCUCCGUCGAUUUCUUCUUCCAUGUAUCUCAACUCCGACGAAUCCAACCACCGUAUCAACAACAUCCACCGGAGCUUCCAAGAAACGUCUCAGUACUUCCCUAAGAGACGAUAUCGACGUUCAAGAUUCAGCUUCUUCCUCCGCCUCUUCCUCCGAGGCUACUUCCGCCGUCGACUACAGCAUAUCCGCCGUCACGGUGCCGCAGAGACCGUCGAAGACGAUGGUGAUUGGUACGAUAUUCGGUAGAAGAAAGGGACACGUGUGGUUCUGUGUUCAACACGACCGUCUCUCUGUUAAACCAAUCCUUCUCCUCGAGCUUUCAAUAGCUACGAGCCAGUUAGUUCACGAGAUGGGUUCGGGUCUUGUUCGUGUCGCUUUAGAAUGCCCGACCCGACCCGAAUUGAAGUCUUGCUUGCUGAGAUCCGUACCCGUUUGGACGAUGUUUUGUAACGGAAGGAAGCUAGGGUUUGCUGUACGGAGAAGUGCUAAUGAAGAGACGAGGAUGAUGUUGAAGAGAUUGGAGUCUAUGACUGUUGGAGCGGGUGUGUUGCCAUCUGGAUCCGGGUUGGGUGGGUCUGAUGAAUCGGAUACUGAUGAGGUUAUGUAUAUGAGAGCGAAUUAUGAGCAUGUUGUUGGUAGCUCUGACUCGGAGUCGUUUCAUCUCAUUAACCCUGAUGCUAACUCUGCUCAAGAACUCAGUAUCUUCUUGCUCAGGACCUCUAGUUGAAUUGGCCUUUUGGGGUAACUUAUGAAUCAUUUUCAUCAUGUUCAGAGAUUGUGAAGUCACAUGAGAAAGAUUGAGAUUUUGAGAGUUCUUGAUGAGAUAUUUCUUUGUGGGUCGUUAGUUCUAGAUCUUUGUAAAACAUUAUUUUGUUAGAAAGAUUGAUGAUUUUUUUCAAGAAUUUCUUGAGUGCUAAUCUUUUUUUGAUGUAACAAAAAUGUUC
Arabidopsis thaliana (thale cress) is the source of this 1039-nucleotide messenger RNA. Its product is annotated as MIZU-KUSSEI-like protein (Protein of unknown function, DUF617). The coding region runs from base 79 to 822 and encodes 247 amino acids. The transcript has a single exon. Gene Ontology annotation, biological process: hydrotropism. NCBI's taxonomy places the organism in Eukaryota, Viridiplantae, Streptophyta, Magnoliopsida, Brassicales, Brassicaceae. The record is from RefSeq and is marked reviewed.